Menidia menidia (Atlantic silverside) is the source of this 255-nucleotide messenger RNA. Lineage: Eukaryota; Metazoa; Chordata; Actinopteri; Atheriniformes; Atherinopsidae. The record is from the annotation of a GenBank genome assembly.
AUGCUACCUGUCCGCGCGCUGAUUUACUUGUUUCCCUCGCGUGAUCUGGCAACCCCGACCGAACUGCGACAGCGCCAAUGGCAGCAAAACACAACUGUUCCCGGCGAGGAGGAGGAUGACAGCAACAAGGUGAGACGAGCUCCGUCUGAAGUCGGCGAUGGCACUGAUGUACGCGCACGGGACGGAGCGAGUCGUGAUGCUUUGCUGUCGGUAAAGCGUCGCCCGAGCAACUCGUUUACCGUCAACUUUAUCUGA